GCAGAGACUGGGAUAGAGAGGAGGGGAGAAGGAGGUGACGGACCUGCUCCUCUGGGACUCGGCUACAGAGUACUACUGCUAGGUGCUAUCGCCGGGCUCGGCUCACAAAACGCUCUUCAGCUGUAAAAUGCGCGAUUAGGCACCGAGCUUUGCCUUGAAGCUGUCACCGAGCUCCGCGAGGGUCUUCACGGUCGCGGCUCCGCUUGUAGGAAAUCUGGACUAACUGAGAGAGGAGGGAAAAAGAAGCAUUCAUGGAGAUUCUGCGCAGCUUCGUUGAGCAAAUCGCCUGGAUUAUCUGAUUUGGGGACGGGGCAUUGCACAUUUUAAAGACGAAGACGGUGUUUCUCUGUUGUGCCACCGCCGUGCCAACUCUAGUCCACGACGUGUUUUUGUUUUUAGCUGGGACAGUAGUUUUCGUUGCUCCGGUCAUGGCGGACCAAGAGGAGACUUUUGCCCUUCAAAACUCUCCUGGUGGCUCGGAUUCAAGGGAAUUACAGACCGAUAAUAAAUCAGAGAAACAGAACGGGACAUCAAGCAAAUCCCCAUCAUCACAGACAACUUACAUUCAGCAGGGAAUGGAGGGAAUAAAAGUUUAUCUGCACGAGAGGGAACUCUGGACAAAGUUUGACGAGGUGGGGACGGAGAUGAUCAUCACCAAAGCCGGAAGGCGAAUGUUCCCCAGCUUCAAAGUGAAAGUCACGGGAUUAAACCCCAAAACUAAAUAUAUUCUCCUGAUGGAUGUUGUUCCUGCGGACGACCAUCGAUACAAAUUCGCCGAUAACAAAUGGUCUGUGACCGGGAAGGCAGAGCCCGCCAUGCCCGGCAGGCUCUACGUCCACCCGGACUCUCCCGCCACGGGGGCGCACUGGAUGAGGCAGCUCGUCUCGUUCCAGAAGCUGAAACUGACCAACAACCACCUGGACCCGUUCGGACACAUUAUCCUGAAUUCGAUGCACAAGUAUCAGCCGAGGAUCCACAUUGUGAAGGCGGAUGAAAAUAACGGCUUUGGCUCCAAAAACACGGCCUUCUGCACUCACGUCUUCCCCGAGACAGCCUUCAUUGCGGUUACGUCCUAUCAGAACCAUAAGAUAACCCAGCUGAAGAUUGAGAACAAUCCGUUUGCAAAAGGCUUUCGUGGAAGUGAUGACAUGGAGCUGCACCGAAUGUCCAGAAUGCAAAGUACCAAGGAGUAUCCAGUAGUGCCUCGCAGUACGGUGCGCCAGAGAGUGGGCUCCAGCCAGAGCCCGUUCAGUGGGGAGGUCCAGGGCAUGGCCACCCCGAGCACCCUGAGCUCCCAGUACUCCCAAUGUGAGAACGGGGUCACAAGCACCUCACAGGACAUGCUGCCUCAGUCGGGCUCCUACCCCCUGCCACAUGAGCACGGCCAGGAGUACCACUGCAUCAAGAGGAAAGUGGAGGAUGACUGUCACUCAGGUGAGCACAGCUAUAAGAAGGCCUAUCUGGAGAGCUCGUCCAGUGAGGAGGACCAUUACUACCGUCCUGUUGGCUACGCCCAGAGCCUCGGCCUGGCCAGUGGGCCCUACCGCAGUGAAUCCAGUCAGCGACAGGCCUGUAUGUAUGCCAGUGCCACCCAGGGUGCUGAGCCAGUUCCUAGUUUGGAGGACAUCAGCUGCAACACUUGGGCCAGCGUUUCACCCUAUGGGAGUUGCUCCGUCACCACCAUGCAGCCAAUGGACCGGCUGCCCUACCAGCACUUCUCCGCUCACUUCACCUCAGGGUCUCUGGUGUCCAGACUUGGCGGGGUGGGGGGACACGCCUCUCCGCAGCUGGGCGAUGGCCACCACGCUGCCAUGUACCAGAGCUCCAUGACCCACCAGACUCUGGGCCGCCAGUGCAGUCCUGGGGCUGGGAUCCAGUCGCCAGCAGCUGGCCUACAGGGAAACGAGUACCUCUAUACACACGGUAUACCACGUACACUAUCGCCACACCAGUACCACACUGUACAUAGUGUCAGCAUCAUGCCAGAGUGGAACGAAAACAGCUAAAAGAGCUUUUUUUCCCAAUCAAGAGAUACAAAUAUUAAAAGGAAAAGACAAAAAAAGGACCAAAAUAAGGCAGGGUUUAGAUGAAUUUAUAUUUAUAUUUUUAGAGGACGUGUAGCUGAUCAUCUUAAUGAGAUCAGUGUUGGUUCACGGACAGCAGUGGAUAUUGGUAAGAUGGUGUUGAAGUUGGAAAGCAAACAUCCUAUCACUUAACUUGUUGUGACAGCAUCUGCACUUAUAAGCAAAUAACAUAAACAUGAAUAAAGUGUAGCUGGACCAGAAUAUACACAGACUGCUAAGGUGCAGAGAAAGUGAACACAGGGGACACUGAACAGAAGAACAAAAAAUGCUUCAGAUGCUUUGCCAGCAGUCCCCAAGUUGAUGGCCUUCUUGUGCGUUGGUGUUUUUUGGAUGUCAAAGUACAAAACUCUUGUUUUGUGUUCAUGUCCCAAAUUUAUGUAAAAAAAAAAAGGAUAUUGUCUACUGUCACAUUAUCCUGAGUUCUCAUUUUCUUUUAAAUUUUUGUAGUUAAAAUCUUACUUUGUGGUCAAAUUGCUAUAAGUUAAAAUGAAUAAGCAGAUGGGAGCUUUUGGUGUGGCUCUUUGGCGAAUUUGCUUACUCUUAAAAUCUCUCCUGUUGCUGGGUACAUUUACAUGUUAAGGCCAUUAUGAGAAACAUGACCUGGCUUCAUUUUUUCAGGUAUAUUCGUACUAAUACAAUGACGUACAUUUGCUAAAUCCAUUUUUGGUCGAUUUGAGAUUGAUUCACACAGAUAACUGUUGGAUUGGGACAUAACAUAACAUAUCGUCUUGUUCUUCCAGUAUGGAAGUCAUCAUAUGUCCAGAAACACUGAGAACUGAUGAAAUGUUCCUCUGUGUCUGGAUGUGUAAUUAGGCACAGGGUUGCUAACACAUUACCACUUUAUAAGGUGAUAAUAUGUCAGGGCUGUGGGUUUGUCGCCUUGUUGUGAUGUUCUUCUGCCCUCAAGUGGACAAAAAAAAUCAUGAAUGCAGCUUUAAGUGUAGUAAUUAUUCGAUACAGCUACAUAAAGAUUAGCAGUUGGAGUGUGACGGUCAUUAAGUUGAAAGAGCAUGUGUUGAUCACGGUUUCAGUUUCUGAUGGAGAGGUAGCUUUACAGUAAAGAAACUGAUGUAAUUCAGAUCAGAAUAACAGAUUUAAACCCCAGACUUAAAACAUAUUUCUUGAAGCAAUUGGCAGACACUAUAAAUUAUCACUUUGAUUUGGGUUAAUACUGCAGUUACAAACACUAUUAAAUCAUGCUCUGUUUAGUGAAGACAAACACACAAGCAAGACAUGCGGUUUUAACCCUAAAUGUGUUUGUAUGAGCUCUAUAUGAUUAAACCUAUUUUCCAUGCCAACAUACAGUAUACAGUAAUGAAUAAACAAGCUACCUGACAUUCAUACUUUUGUUGUUGUUCAGCAAUGCCAUCCUGCAAAACCUUGCCACAGUCCUUGUGUUGUGCAUACGUGUAGGUUGUUACAUUGGAAGAAGUCUAAAUCUAAAAUUAUUAUUUAUUUGGAUUGUACACUAUACCACACUCUCC
Molecule: messenger RNA, 3568 nt
Organism: Perca fluviatilis (European perch)
Lineage: Eukaryota; Metazoa; Chordata; Actinopteri; Perciformes; Percidae
Gene: tbx5a
Product: T-box transcription factor 5a
Exons: 9
Coding region: 429-2006 (525 amino acids)
Biological process (GO): cell fate specification; positive regulation of DNA-templated transcription; regulation of transcription by RNA polymerase II
Cellular component (GO): nucleus
Molecular function (GO): RNA polymerase II cis-regulatory region sequence-specific DNA binding; DNA-binding transcription factor activity, RNA polymerase II-specific
Source: RefSeq, a predicted model, not a curated record